GUGGACAACCAUCUCGACUUUUGCUCUGCUGUUGCUCUUUUGACAUUACGCCUCGAAUACUCCACACAUCAGACCAGGAUGUCCACUCCCGCCGCUUCUCUCCCUCGGUCUGAACACGAGCCUCUGGCUACCGAACUGCAUCCCAUCUCGGACGCCACCCUCACUAUCCGUGUCAUCAAAAGCUUCGAGUUCAGAACCCAGAAGAGUCUGGUGCUUCAGCAUCUUGAUUUGAGGACCCUGACAGUGGCCGCUCUUAUGGAGCAGGUCAGAGAGCAGGUCAAAACAGUCCCCGGAUUCAAGGCCUACCGGGCACUUGUACUUGACACACUCAAGCUUUACACGGUUGCCCACGGGCAUAAGACCACCAAUCUCAUCAUCAAUUUGGACCACGAAGACUGGAUCCUCAGUGAUUUGGAAGAGACGCUGGCAGACAUUGGCGCUCAAAACGAAACGGAGUUAUCUUUUUUCAACAGAGAAGCAUACGAGAAGUUUAAGGCGGAUCCCGAGAUCAAAUGGGACUAGAUCAUUAGAGGGGGAGCUUUCUUUAAUUGCAUCAUUCAUUCUUGGGUUUAGAGUCUAUGCUUGUACACAUUCAUGUUGUCCAUUGUGCAUCAAUUUGUCUGCGCAUAUCACACGUCGAGCAUCUUACACGUCGAGUAACAGUACUAUACAACCUGGGAGCUGAAAAGGAGACAUGUUCGCAUAGUUUCCUCUUUUGGAAGCGGAUCUCUCAUUGCAACCCAAUCGACUACGCAAUUGCAGC
Messenger RNA from Cryptococcus amylolentus CBS 6039, 763 nucleotides. RefSeq lists its product as hypothetical. Bases 79 to 522 code for a protein of 147 amino acids. The transcript is spliced from 5 exons. Lineage: Eukaryota; Fungi; Basidiomycota; Tremellomycetes; Tremellales; Cryptococcaceae. The record is from RefSeq and is a predicted model, not a curated record.